Molecule: messenger RNA, 312 nt
Organism: Symbiodinium sp. CCMP2592
Lineage: Eukaryota; Dinophyceae; Suessiales; Symbiodiniaceae
Source: the annotation of a GenBank genome assembly
AUGUGGGUUAACGGUGGGGCCAUUGAGACGUUGUUCGACCAAGGUGCAGUUGAUCAUCGCAUGGAGUGUGAGUUCAAGCCUUUCAAAGCAACACAGUCUGGAGCUUGCGAUCCCAACGUGUCGUCUGUCGGCUGCCUGCAGAUGGGCGUCCCGUAUCUCAUUUCUUUAUCUAAAGGGCAAUAUCUAACGGUCGAUGGAAAUUUCAUCGUUGCGCGUGACAUCAACCAGGCGGCAUCCUUCCAAAUCGAGGCAGAAAUCGAGUUGAAGCAAGCGAGCCCAAUGCGGAAAGCUCUGCUUGCUCUUAGUCGGUAG